UUGGAGGGUCGAUUCCUUUGGAAACAAAAGCUCCCUCUCUCUCUCUCUCUAAACUACACUUUAGAAACGAGAAUUCACGGGACAUCCCUGAAAUCUCCACUUGGAAUUCAUCUUCUUCCUGCCAAACAGCCUACUUUACAUCUUUACCUUACGAUAUACCAAAGCCAAUUCACAAACAUCUCUCCCUUUUCUGCACAUAUCUCCAAUUUUCAUCUCAUCAAUUCCUCCUCAUCAUGCAGAUUUCUCCAUAAAAUCUGAAAUCUUUCCUCAUCUUAAUACUUUUUUUUUUUUUUGAUGAACAAAAACUUGAUUUGAUAAAUGAAACACCACAAAAUCUUUCCUGCAUCAUCACCACCCACUCGACCUCAUGUUUCUGAAUCAGUUCAUGCACUUCUUGAAAUCAAUGCACACAUUCAGAAGGAAAACAACACCUCCACCUCGUGAUAUUCAAGAAUUUUAGUUGUUUUUUUCAUUUGUUUCUGAAGAAAUAAAAAAGAGAGAGAGAGAAAUUAAUGGCUGCGGCGUGUUUCAAUCCGUUUCGGCUGCGAAGAAGCAGGAGCAAGUCGCUAUCAAUACCUUCAACCUCAAGAAGCCAGCUGAGAAUCGAAUCGGACAACAUGGAGAGGAAGAGAUUCGACAGCUUGGAAUCGUGGUCGAUGAUUCUGGAGUCGGAGAAUGUGGAGACGUGGGAGGCGAGCAACGAGGAUCGGGAGGAGUGGACGGCGGAUCUGUCGCAGCUCUUCAUAGGGAACAAGUUUGCCUCUGGGGCCCACAGCAGAAUCUACCGAGGAAUCUACAAGCAGAGGCAGUGGUCUGUUAAGAGGGUCAGGAUUCCCACCCAUGAGGAAACCAGAGCUCUGUCGAGCGCAGUUUCAAGAGGCGAGGUUGCCCUUCUCCCCCGUCUCUAUCAUCCCAACAUCGGUCAGUUUAUUGCUGCGUGUAAGAAGCCGCCGGUAUACUGCAUCAUCACAGAAUACAUGUCACAAGGGACUCUGAGGAUGUAUCUGAACAAGAAGGAGCCUUACUCCCUCUCUGUGGAGACCAUUCUGAGAUUAGCCCUCGACAUCUCAAGAGGCAUGGAGUAUCUCCACUCACAAGGCGUCAUCCACCGAGACCUCAAGUCCAACAACUUGCUCCUCAACGACGAGAUGCGCGUCAAGGUUGCUGACUUCGGGACCUCGUGCUUGGAGACGCAGUGCCGGGAGGCCAAGGGCAACAUGGGCACCUACCGUUGGAUGGCCCCGGAGAUGAUCAAGGAGAAGCCUUACACGCGCAAGGUCGAUGUAUAUAGUUUUGGUAUUGUGCUCUGGGAGCUCACAACCGCUCUCCUCCCCUUCCAGGGGAUGACUCCCGUGCAGGCUGCUUUCGCUGUCGCUGAGAAGAACGAGAGGCCGCCUUUGCCGGCAAGCUGCCAGCCAGCAAUCGGGCACCUGAUCAAGCGAUGUUGGGCGGCCAACCCGUCGAAGCGCCCCGAUUUCAGUGAGAUCGUGUCAGCCUUGGACAAGUACGACGAAUGUGUGAAGGAGGGGCUGCCCCUGACGCUUCACUCGGGUUUAGUUAGCAAAAACGCCAUCAUCGAGCGCUUGAAAGGAUGCGUAUCCAUGAAUUCCUCCGUACCUGUACAUGCCUGAGUGCACAUCUUGUAUUCAAAGUUGAUACAGAUUUGUUAUUCUCUCUCAUAUGUAUAUACCUACUAUAGCGCUUACACUCAUCAAAGUUCACCUCAGCUCACUGUUUAACUUAUCACAAUUAAGAGCUUGUGGCAUGAAUAAUUUUCAUGUUGCAUUACUAAUUUAUUGAUGUUGUAGUUUGUUA
Molecule: messenger RNA, 1815 nt
Organism: Salvia miltiorrhiza (redroot sage)
Lineage: Eukaryota; Viridiplantae; Streptophyta; Magnoliopsida; Lamiales; Lamiaceae
Product: serine/threonine/tyrosine-protein kinase HT1-like
Biological process (GO): protein phosphorylation
Molecular function (GO): protein kinase activity; ATP binding
Source: RefSeq, a predicted model, not a curated record